Messenger RNA from Torulaspora globosa, 3480 nucleotides. It is a transcript of the gene URB2, whose product is annotated as ribosome biogenesis protein URB2. Lineage: Eukaryota; Fungi; Ascomycota; Saccharomycetes; Saccharomycetales; Saccharomycetaceae. The record is from RefSeq and is a predicted model, not a curated record. The transcript has a single exon. Gene Ontology annotation, biological process: ribosome biogenesis. Gene Ontology annotation, cellular component: nucleolus. The coding region runs from base 1 to 3480 and encodes 1159 amino acids.
AUGGAAAUUCCUCGAACCACCGAGGCAUUGACAAAACUUCUACGGUCGAAAGAGAUUUCUACGCGGGAAAUCUGCGAAGUUGUGUCGCAACUUGAUCAAUUGCAUCUGUACUUCCCUAAUAAGGAGAAUUUCAUCUUAGAGCUCAUAGUAGACAGGUGGAAUGAUCAAAAACUGAGCGGGUACAAGAAAGAUCACAGAAUAUGGAAACUGUUCAACGAGCUGUGGAUGGCGCUGGGAGAUGAAGUGAUACUAAAGAGACUAUUGAAGAAGUUAAGAUUCGUUCCUCAUCUGAUACAAACGUUGCAGAUAGUUGACUCGGAAUUUCUUGUGUUUUUGCAAACUUUAAAGCAUACCUGCUCGCUGAUAAAUUCUCUGACAACGGUAGAGGUAUCGCUAGAUAAUGCUAAUGUGAUAAUAGGCGGAGCACUCGAACUGUUGUUGAAAAUACCACCGUCUGAGCGGGAUGCGGAAGCCGCGUUCGAAUUCAUGAAUGAGAUUGAAACUCUGGUAGACGUGCGAAAUAUGGCGGAAGUCUUUGCGAGGUCCACGGCAAGUUAUUGCAGCCAGCUGCUUCUACCGUCGCUCAAAUACUUCGCAGAGUUUAAGGACAGUAACGAUCCCAUAGCGGCGCUCUUGACUGAGCGGCUGGGAUCUUUUGUGUUUGGUAGAUCGGUUGACACGGUUAAACUGCUGGAUAGGUUUGUUCAAAGCAAAAGCACUGAACUGAGCUCACAGAACUGCUCCGCGUUAUUCAGCAAAUGCAUUUUGUUCCUCUCGAAGGAGCACUUCAAAGAACUGGAGAAGAUAUUCUCAAUAUUGAUCCGCAUUCAUCCUGAAUUGUGUUCCGAACUACUCGGAGAGCUUUCUCUUUCCAAGAAGACGAUGUCUCAAGGCUUUUUACAGGGCCUUUUUGAAGAUAGCAUAAGUGCUAUCCAAAGGGAUACCACCAACCUCGAGCUUUGGCAGCUUAUCUAUUAUAUCUUGACACUUGAUAUUGAAAUUGGUAUCAAAAAUAGUGAGCAGAUACUUGCUCUCAUAAGCAAGGGAAGAGACCAAUGCAUUGACUGGUCAAUAAAAUUAUGGUCGCAGUUGAUCAAAUGCCACCGGAAUGCAAGAGAGCUGCCACAAUUUUUCGAUAAACUGGAGUCAUAUUGCCAACAGAACUCUGACUCAGCUUUCCUAAUAAAUGACGAUAAAUUUGCAGAGUUUUUAUCAGAUUGUCUAACCACGUUUUCGGCAACGCAACUCAAGAAUGAGUUAUCCGAGUAUCUGGACGUCCUUCAGAACAGCCCAGCAAAUAAACUCAACGCUCAGCUGCUGAUUGUGCUGCUGAAGGGUUUGCCAAAACUUGCUUAUGCAACUCUGGCCGAUUACAGGAUAUUACUGAAAAGAGUUUUCGAUCUCAAGCUCGACGAUCAAAAGCUAUGUUGGACAGCUAGAUAUCUCGUCAUGGGUGUGUUUGACGAUAUAAUACCUGAAGAGAUUCUGGACUCACCCGAAAAGCUGAUGGAAACGUCAAACCUGAGUUGCAAAAGCCCGAUAGAAUUGUUUUACUACUUACUCAAGCUUAGGGAAUACAGGGCAUUCGAUAUGCUACCGGUCAUAGAUCCAUUUAUGAAAAAGAUCUCGUCACUGCCUGUUGAAGAGCAAUCUGGCGUGCUGCGGAUUGUUUUCAACAAUUGGAGCACGAUCAUAAGCUCAUUGUUUCCACAAUCUGAAGUAAAACGUCUUGUGGAUAUGGUUUUCACCGAAGAUAGAAUUUUCAUUCUCGAUGACAUUUUGAACAAUGACGAUGUUUUCGAAGAGCAAGGAAUUAUGCAUUUCAUCAUUAGAUCCGUAUCACAGUCAUAUGAAGAUCAAUCCACUCUCAGGUUUCUACUUAAAGUUCCCAUACAAUGUAUUACCAAAUCCAUAAGAAUUGAUCUCAUCAACAAAAUUAGCCAAAAGGCAGAUAUAACUGAGACAGACAUGCAGGUAUUAGUCCAUUUGUUGAAGAAUGCUACAUUUAGAUCCGACAUUGAAAAAGAUUGGUACGCUUUGCAGAGUUUCAUGGUGGCAAAGAUGAAGGACCUCACAUAUCAAAAUUCAGUAUUUGAGACCGUAUGGCUGAAUCACUUGGCGCAGAUAAAAGAAAGCGUAAGCGAGGCAUUCAUACAGCGUGGUAUCGAAUCUUUGUACGACCAGCUUCGAACUGAGGAGUGUGAUCCUGCGUGCUUCCAAAUAGCAUUUUUAGUUCUGAAAUCGACUACCAGUGAUGAGAGCCAACGGUUACGAAGCAUCUAUGUCGAGAAAGCUGUAAAGCUUUUUAUGGAUGGUACCAUCAAUAAGGAUCUUAAGAUGACGUCGUGGCUAUUGCGGACCUUAUACCAGAUUUUCAAAGCACAAGGUUUGCAUUAUUGUCAAGAGAUACCAUACAAGGAGGCGUUAUCCAGGUUCAUCAAAAGCAGAUUUACCGGUAUACAAAAGACGGACAACGAUUUACUAAUUAGCAUGUUUCUGCUGUACUCAAUUCUCUAUUCGACUGAACUGGAGUACCUAUAUGCCCAAUAUAUGGUUUUACGUGGCGCUGGCAUCGAGGCUACUCUUUUAACAGCUGGUAUUGAAACUGCCGUCCGAUUAUCGCAGGAACAAGAUGUGAAGACCUUUAACCGCGCAUUCGCUAGCACUUUUGAGUCUUUUGAAAGUUGCCCUCCAGAUUUUGCCAACGCUCUAUUGGAGCUGUAUCAGUUGCAGAUCAAACUUCUGGAUAAGGGCAACAACGCAGCAGGAAAACUCUUUUUGAGAUCAGUAUCAGACUUCUAUACCCAUUGCUCAAAAUUUGAUCCAUUGGUUGAAUCGAUUUCGAAGAUAAUGAAUUGCAUCGGUGAGCUACUGAUAUCGAAAGCAUGGCUCUUUUCACAAUAUUGUAUUGAAAUGCUGUUUCCCUUGUGUUUACGGCUAAAUUUGAUCUUCGUGGAUUCUACUGUUGAUGGCUACAGCGAUCAGAUAUUUAUCACCACAAUGAAAGUUAUAUCAAACGUUCUGUUCACACAACGAAUCAAGUUGUCAAAUCGUCAUCAUAUCGUAAUUGCCUUCCUGUGCGAGAACCUGGAGCUGCUUUCUGCCUAUAAAGAUACUAAGCUGACAUUUGAAUCCGCCAAAUCACUUGCCAGGUUGAUCAUCAACCUCUGUGAACCAAAUAGCUCUUUGGUGAAGCAGGCUAGUGGCAGAAAUAUACUAAACUCGAGAACCAGUGAGAUUAAAAGUUCUCUACGUAAGCACGUUCCAGCUCUGCUUAUCAGAUAUAUUCAUCUAUCAGUCCACUCCCCAUUUGAUCCACGCGCGAGAAGUCAAUUAACCACCGCCAUCUAUUCCAUCUUCGAUUUACUGUCACAAGACGGAUUAAGUCUGGUCAACUCAGCUUUAGAUCACGCCGGAAGACAAUAUCUGAGGGGCCUUUACGCUGAUUAUAAAAAGUAUGGGAAAUGGCUCGCAGACUAG